UUUUUUUUCUUUUUAAUUUUAAUUUGUGCCAAUCCAUAUGUUUUAAUUAUGGACACGAAUCACACGAUGAAGGUGGUAGCUGUUGUGCUAGCCACGGUUUUGCUUAUCACGGCUCAGUUACCCAUGGGGGUUUCCUUUGAUCCUGUAGUUCCUUCUUUCCUAUGGUCGCCCCACCAACAUCGAUCUGAUGGGGUUGAAUCUGUGAAUUACAAGACCCUCUCUCCUAAGGAUUUAGCCAAGUCUGUUAUGUCUGAAGGUGGUUGGUCAAACUUGCUGUGCUCAGGGAAGGGAGCUGAUCAGCAUCUGGAUAUUGGGCUUAUUUUUGUCGGAAAAGAGUUACAAUCUACAGAUCUCUCUAAACCUAUAAAAGCAGACUCUGUACUUAUCAACUUUCUAAAGGACUCUUUUGUGAACUCCAACUUCUCUCUGGCCUUCCCUUACAUUGCCAUAUCAGAGGAGGGAGAAUCAGUAGAAAGGUCGUUAAUUUCAGAGUUCACCGACACAUGUGGAGACAAUCUUGAAACCAGUAGAGUGGCUUUCUCUGAGUCAUGCUCUGUAGAGAGUGAAGACUUUGAGAAGCUCUCAGGCAUUCCCUCAAUUCAGAGCUAUUUGGUUUCAAGAAUGGAGAAGAAGUCCAAAGGGCACUCAGAUCUAAUUGUUCUAUGUGACUCUGAUUCCAAUACACUUGUAGGAACAGAUAACCAGGCUUCUGAGAGUCGACUUUUGACUGAACUAAUCAGUUAUGUGGAGCAUUUGGGAGCAAAAUACACAGUCCUCUAUGUGUCGGAUCCAUCUAGGUCAAUUCAAUAUCCAUCUCAUAGGGAGCUAGAACGAUUUCUUGCUGAAGGUAGGUUUGGAAGUGGAUCAGGAAAUUCAACCUGUGAUGAAGUUUGCGAACUCAAGUCUACGUUUUGGGAGGGAAUAAUGGUGGCAGUUGUUUUACUUAUAAUCUUGAUAUCUGGUCUUUGCUGCAUGAUGGGAAUUGACACUCCCGCAAGGUUUGAGGCUCCUGUGGAUUCUUAAUCACUCGACUCUCUGCCAUAAUACAAUUGUAUUGGGAGGUGCUCUCAUGGUUGUCAAAUGCAAUGUAGUUUUGUUAGCUUUAUUUAACCCUGUAAUUUUUGUUUAUUUGAGAAGAGGGCAUUAGUUUAUGUACAUGCACUUGCUAAAUGGUAUGAUAUUAAUAAUAGCAUGAGAUUUUUCUUGGUCCA
Ipomoea triloba (trilobed morning glory) is the source of this 1211-nucleotide messenger RNA. RefSeq lists its product as uncharacterized. The coding region runs from base 49 to 1023 and encodes 324 amino acids. The transcript has 9 exons. NCBI's taxonomy places the organism in Eukaryota, Viridiplantae, Streptophyta, Magnoliopsida, Solanales, Convolvulaceae. The record is from RefSeq and is a predicted model, not a curated record.